AUGAUUGGGCUGGACCCGACUUUUCCCGUUGCCUUUGGCCCUCUUCCAGCUGAAAGCAGUAAUGUAGAGCUUGGACUCGCUCCUGCCAGCGAAAUUAACCUUGCGUAUUCCGAUAUUGAAACCAUUGCCGAAGCAGGAAGCCAAUCUCGACUUGAUGGUGUAGUACACUUCGGAGACAGCGUUCUAUCAGCUCUCGAAUUGUGCGCUGGUAUUGGAACCUUUGGUAUUGACCACAUUGCCGACUUGCUUGGGGAAUCUACCACAUAG
Molecule: messenger RNA, 267 nt
Organism: Cylindrotheca closterium
Lineage: Eukaryota; Bacillariophyta; Bacillariophyceae; Bacillariales; Bacillariaceae
Source: the annotation of a GenBank genome assembly